CCCUUUAUAUAGUUUAUUUGAAUAUUACGGGUUAGCUAAUGUUCUAGCGAUAUAACGCUUUCAAAGCCAGCUAGCAACUAAGUUAGCUAACUCCACAGAGAAGAAAGAAGUGGACGCAGUUUGGAGUCGUUUAGGUUUUUAUUUUCAUGAUUUUAUUUUUUAUUCCUCGUUAAAUAAAUCUGUUAAAUAGCCGCUAGCUAGAUGUGAGACAGAUCAGCUACUUUAACUACUUGUUUAGACACCUGGAUAUAUAAACCACUCUUCAACGACUACAUUUUAAACUAAUUUAAUUAAAUCAACAAUUUUCACUUCAUCUUAUGACUUUAUAUCUUUUUAUAAAUUGUGCUUAUUUUUAUGCUACUUGUAUAGGUGUUUAGUGUACAGUACUGCGCCUAUUCUGCUGCACAGGGGCAAAAGUUUUUAUCCUCCUUUUGUUUUCUGUGAGAGAAAAGGAAAAUGUACCUCUUUUUUUUUCUUUUUUUUUUUUUUUAAACUAAUUAUCUAGGCCCCCCAAAUAAAAAAAAGAAAUGUUCUGGAUGACAAUCCAACAGGUAUAUAGUAUAAUAUAAUAUCAUGUAAUAAUAUAUAGUAUAUCAUAUACACAGGACAGCAUCUAAAUUGUCAGGUUAAAUGUUACUCAGUAAUAUUACUGAUAUAAGAAUAUAAAAGCUGUUCAGAGGAUGGUAAAGAUUUAAAGCUGUUCAUAAAGGCGUCAAAACUAAAAAAAAAUCACCUACAGAAAGUAAGAAAAAGUAAGAAAGGGCGAUACAAACUUUUGUACACCACACUGUCUUUUGUACACCAUUUAACUUUUGUGUUAUUUGUGAUAAUUAGGGCAAACCGUUAACCCUAAUGUUAAAGGUCUUAUUAGUACAGUACUGUACAUCUUCAUGGUGCCUAUAAAGUGAUGUAAUAUAUUUGUAAAUGGAUAUGAUGGCAGUUCAGACAUGGACAGGUGAUGAUGAGUUUAUUAGCUCUAGUGCUCCACUAGAGGUUUUGGUUGCCCAGAAAUCUAACAUACAGCGAGCUAGGUGGCUAGUUAAAUGCGUUCAUAUAGAAUAAGGGAAAUGAAUGUGUUUUAUGAUCAAUAUUAACUUUUAAUAAAGUGUAUAAUGUGGCACAUUAUGUUUGCACCCUCAACAAAAAGCUAACAGGUUGCUGGCUGAUGUUUGUCCUUGCAUCUCUCACAAAACAUGUCUGAUUAGAGUCUUUAUACUCUGUUUGUUUAAGCACAAGGUGACUGAGUUGUUAGCUGGAGAGUUAUAUGACGACUUUUUUCGGUUUUGUUAGUUUUUACAUACCUGCUGUUCCUGAUACUGAAAAGAUUGUCUGUUAUCCAUGCAUGCUGAUUAAUCUACUUAGUAAGAAUUAUUUCGUCAGUCUGGUCGAACCUCGGCUGAUGUGUGUUGUGCAGCAGGUGGUGGGAUUCAGAUGUGCAUGCUAUAGUUAAAGCAUUGUGGUACUCCUACCACCAAGAAGUGCAGUAUGACUGAACAUAGCUACAUAUCAAAUGGACCCCCAACCCCCUUUUUUUUUCCAGGUUAUUAAACCUACUUUUCUGUUUGCAAGCUAUUGGGGGGGACCCUAAUAGCCUGGAUAUGAAAUCUGAUUAGAUACCUGGGCAAGUGAUUUGUCUCCAGUGCAGUUAUUCUUGCUGUAGAUAUGAUUACUUAGUUAAAAUAUUUCCUGUCGGGUCUGAAUGGCCUGCGUAAAGUCUGAACUGAGAUUAGGAAGUUCUGAAUUAUGCCGUUUGUCCAUUUUUGAGCUUCUAAUGCAUUUCAAAUAAGAGUUGUCCACAGGUGUGCUUUGAUUAUACAAUGAUGUGCCAUUUAGGUGUGUCACUCACUGCAUUAAAGCAAAUUCCUUCUUAGUCAGAAGUGUGUGUGUGUGUGUGUGUGUGUGUGUCCCACAGGACUUCGAUAGGCAGCGUUAGUGCUUUGAGAUUCAGCCUUUCCCGCUUGCAGUCUAAAAGCUGGUUUUAAUUUGUAGUGACUGGGGGAGGGAGCUGUGUGUAUCUGCUCCUUCACCUACCGUUCCAUGCCUAAAGCAUGAGCUGGUACAGGGUCAAAAACCAGAUGGGACCUAAUACCGUGCAGCGGGUCCAAGUCUUUUACAAAAGCGAAAGUUAGACGCUUGGCUGUAUACAUGUGCCAAACAGCUGUACAUUCCACAGCUUCUCUCGCAAGUCUGCAUUUGGGAAAAACAACGUUAGUGCUGGAAAAAGUGAACAAAAGAAAGGAGAGGGCGAGAGUAGGCCACGUGUAAUGUUAAAACGCAGGAUAUAUCUGCAUUCUUCAUGUCUGACUUUUUGUCUAGAGUGAUGCAGAUGCAUGAAUUCCAAAUUAAACUGACUGAAGGGUUAAGGAGUGGCUUGUAGUUACUACAUUUCUUGAAUGUCUUAAUGUGUUGUACGUUUUGUAUAAAGUAUGUGAUGCAAAUUCCUACCAUUGGCCAAAAGAAACGUAUGACUACAGUAGAUCAGAAUCCGUGUGCUUUAUAGGCUUUUACAUUUGCUUGAUGUUUCUGCUCAAGAGUAUUGCCUGCGUGAUCACUAUCAUCAUUCGAUCACAGUCAAAACAUCCCUCCACUAACACUAGUUGCUUCCACAUACUAUUGCAAAAUCCCUUCUGUACUGUAGUCUUGGCUUUCGAGAUGUUAUUUUUGCUUACAUACAGAUGGUUGACAAAGGAAAAACCAACAUAGUGUCUUGUUCCUGCCACCAGAACAGCUUCAAUGUGACCUGGCACAGAUUCUCCGGAAGUGUCACUGGAAUUUGUCCAAUAGAUAUUCCCUCACUUGGUGUUUUUAUGAUGGCGGUGGAAAGCGCUGUCUAACACGUAGCUCCAAAAUCUCCCAUAAUCUGCCAGUAGGUUGAGAUCUGGUGGCCAUGAAGGCCAUAGCAUAUGCUUUUAAUCUUCAUCACAACCAUCUUGUCCUGCGCAAGUGGGUGGAGUCCCACAAGGCCACGCCCAUCAAGACAGAACUGUUUCAUCAUAGAAUAAAGGUGAUCAGUCAUAAGAAAUUUGAUUUGACUCUUAACUAUAAGGGGAGAAGUGGACCACUGGUUUUUACUUUGUGCUUUGCUCAGACGAUGCUCCUGUUCUGUGUACAUGUUGUGUACAGUGUAAUUAAGCAAUAUCGCAUGAGUGGCCAAAUGCUGUAUUUAUUUUGUGCCGCUAGCAGAAAUAGAUACUGAAGAAGCCACACUCAUCUUAUAGCCCAUUUUGGCUAUUUUUUUUUUUUUUUAAACUAUGCAUAGUACCAGAAUUCUUGGGAGCAGAAAACUGAUCCAGUAAUGAAGUUUAGUGUUGUCAUUUUUUUUGGCCAGACCAGCAUUUUAACAGUGAAUUCAAACCCAUCUUGUCAGGUCUGUUUUAGCGGUUUUAGGGGCUGUCCUCAUGUAAGAAGAAAGUAGUUUGGAGAAGUCUACUAUGUGUGGAAAUAACUGGCUAGGUGCAUUGUUUUUACUAGAAGACAAGCCGGCAGUUGCAUUGUGAUGUUCUGGACAAUGUUCUGCUGGGAAACCUGGGGUUCUGGCAUUCAUGUGGAUGUUGCUUUGACAUGUACCACCUACCUAAACAUUGCUGCAGACCAAGUACACCCCUUCAUGGCCAAGUACACCCCUUCACGGUAUUCCCUAAUGGAAGUGACCUAUUUCGGCAGGAUAAUGCGCCCUGCCACACUGCAAAAAUUGUUCAGGAAUGGUUUGAGGAACAUGACAAAGAGUUCAAGGUGUUGAUUUGGUCUCCAAAUUCCCCAGAUCUCAAUCCAAUCGAGCAUCUGUGGGAUGUGCUGGAUAAACAAGUCCGAUCCAUGGAGGCCCCACCUUGCAACUUCCAGGUCUUAAAGGAUUUGCUGCUAAUGUCUUGAUGCCAGAUACCACAGCACACCUUCAGAGGUCUUGUGUAUUCCAUGCUUCGACGGGUCAGAGCUGUUUUGAUGGCACAAGGGGGACCGAUAUUAGGCAGGUGGUUUUAAUGUUAUGGCUGACCACGUGAGAUUUAGGUGAUGAUGCUUACCUAGAAAUCCAAAAACAGACCAGAUCCCACCUACCAGAAGCAUGGCUCAAAUUGGGACGUGGUAGAUUAGUGGUUAAGAUGUUGGAAUACUGCUUGGAAGGUUGAGUUCAAAUCCCAGCACUGUCAAGCUGCCGCUGCUGGGCCCUUGAGCAAGGCCCUUAACCCUCAACUGCUCAGCUGUGCAAAUGAGAUAAAUGUAAGUUGCUCUGGAUAAGGGCGUCUGCCAAAUGCUAUAAAUCUAACGUAAUGACUUACUGUUAUACAGUUUAUACUUUACAUAUACUGCAGUAUGAACACAUAUGGUUGUGAUAUCACAGAAAGCUGCAGUAUCAGCAGCUUUUUUUUAGUCAUAUACAGCAGCAUAGGUCAAGCACACAGUGUGCAUAGUGAAAGUCAGACAAUCAUAAAAGUCUCUUUGAGUGAGGAUGAGUAUACACAGAUGCUUUGAGGAAAGUGUUUUGGGAAAAAAAAAGCGUCCUCUGUUAUUUGGAGAUAUGUUGGGUUUAGGAUGGAGGAUGUAGAAGAGAACAAGGUGUUGUGCAGGGCUUGCCUUGUCAAAGUCAGAACGCAGAAAGGCAGCACACCUUUUCCAUCACCUUUACGUAACACCACAAAGCACUGAAUGAAGAGUACCUUGCGACGGGGCCAGACCACACAUCCUGUGCCAGACCUAAGCAAGCGUUAAUUCCGAAUGCAUAAUGCCAUACUCCUUCUAAAAGACACAAAGAAAUUACAGAUGCCAAAACUUUCCACAUUGCUAAAGACAUGGUUCCUGUAUACACAGUUAUGAAAGAAGGCUUUCAGAAAAUGCUAGAUGAGCAAUACAAAAUACCGUCACAAACCUGUUUUACUCAAGUGGCCAUACCUGAACUUUAUAAUAAGCGCAGAACAAGUUAAUGCCGAGCUCCAACAAGUGGAAUAUUUUCCCUCUUCCACAGACUUAAGGUCUAACUGGAUGACUGAACCCCACGAAUUUAACAGUCCAUUUUAUCAAUAAGGACUUCGAGCUGAAAACCUGAUGCUUGCAGACUUCUGGACGUGUCUUCAGUAUUUCGGACAUAGGCUACCCCUGCCAACUGGAAAUUAAAUGCCACUUGGAUGUUCUGGUCUGUGGAGCUGAGUGAUCUCAACAAUCUUCCCCAACUUUCACAAUGUGCUUCACCAACAUGGAUGUGAAAAAUGGAUGCAUCAUUAUGUGUCAUGGCUUAGAGGAUCUUGUAAGGACAAAGCUCUGAGAUUCUAGUGAAAUUCCACCCUCAUUGCUCACAUUCUCCAGUCAUCUGCUUGGGACACCACUGUUGCUCCUCAGUCUACACUUUAUUGGACAAUUCCAUAGGCGCUGGUGUACAGAGGCAGGGGCACCUGCCGUUCCACGUGCUUGUCCCAAAAGCGCUACCAGGCUGUUUGAGAAUGACCCGCUUCCACUUAUUCACCAUUGUUCUGUUUGAAGUCUGCAUUCUCCUGCUCCCUCAGACUGAAGCUGGUCAGAACCCAGACCAUGUGCUGCAGGGGGCCGGCGGCAAGCACAGCUCGGACUCCAGAAGACCAGCUCCCGGUUCGACAGUGGAGCCUGAGGACGCGCCACGUUUCCUCAGCUGUUACUGCUCAGGCCACUGCCCAGAGGACGCCAAGAACAACACCUGCAUGACAAAUGGCCAGUGCUUUGCCAUCAUUGAAGAAGAUGAAAAUGGAGAUGUGUUCUUAAGCUCUGGCUGUAUGAAGUAUGAAGGCUCCCAUUUUCAGUGCAAGGAUUCACAGUAUGCCCAGGCAAGACGGACCAUUGAGUGUUGUCAGUCUGACUUCUGUAAUCAUGAUCUGAAGCCUGAACUGCCUCCACGAGAGCCAGAGGCAUUCCUUGCCCCUCACUGGCUGGCCUUGCUCAUCUCUGUUACUGUGUGUUGCUGUACCCUCGUCUGCGUCACUGUGGUCUGUUACUACAGGUAUAAGUGGCAAACAGAGAGGCAGCACUACCACAGAGACUUGGAGCAAGCUGAAGCCUUCAUUCCUCCCGGAGAAUCUAUCAAAGACCUCAUCCACCAGUCUCAGAGCUCAGGCAGCGGCUCUGGUCUCCCCCUGCUGGUGCAGCGUACCAUUGCGAAGCAGAUCCAGACGGUGCGUCUGAUUGGGAAAGGCCGCUGUGGUGAGGUGUGGUUGGCCCGCUGGAGGGGGGAGAAGGUGGCAGUGAAAGUGUUUUGCACUCGUGAAGAGGCCAGCUGGUUCAGAGAGACUGAGAUCUACCAGACCGUGCUUAUGAGACAUGAAAAUAUCCUGUGCUUCAUAGCAGCUGAUAUAAAUGGUACAGGAGCCUCCUCUCAGAUGUACCUCAUCACAGACUACCACGAGAAUGGCUCUCUGUACGACUACUUGAAGUUCACCACCCUGGACACGCAGGCCUUGCUGAAACUGGCCUACUCUACAGCAUGCGGUCUGUGCCACCUUCACACUGAGAUCUACGGCACGCAUGGCAAACCAGCCAUCGCUCACCGGGACCUGAAGAGCAAGAACAUCCUUGUCAAGAGAAACGGCACGUGCUGCAUCGCUGACCUGGGGCUGGCCGUCAAAUUUAACAGUGACAGUAAUGAAGUUGACAUCCCUCUGAGCACUCGUACAGGAACCCGGCGCUACAUGGCUCCAGAGGUCCUCGACGAAAGCCUUAGUAAGAACCACUUCCACGCCUAUGUCAUGGCCGACAUGUACAGCUACGGAUUGGUCAUGUGGGAGAUGGCGAGACGCUGCGUCACAGGAGGGAUAGUUGAGGAGUACCAGCUGCCGUACUAUGACAUGGUCCCCUCAGACCCUUCAUACGAAGACAUGUUGCAGGUAGUGUGUGUGAAAGGCCUGCGGCCCACGGUGUCCAAUAGGUGGAACAGUGAUGAGUGUUUGAGGGCCAUGUUAAGGCUGAUGUCAGAGUGCUGGGCCCACAAUCCGCAGUCACGCCUCACUGUUUUACGAGUCAAGAAAACAUUAGCCAAAAUGGUGGAAUUGCAGGACAUCAAAAUCUGAGCCGUGUCUGACCUGGGUUUGUUGGCAAGGCCAUUCAGAGACAGGAUCAGGCUCUGUCUGGUUUAACACGGGCUGUGAGAGAUCGAACUCAACUUCGAUGCCGUCUUUGCUCCUUCCCUGCUUGACCUCUGAAGAGCACACGGAGCCAGUUUUUUUUUUUUGUUGUUGUUGUUGUUGUUUUUUGUUUUUGCUUUCUGUGAAAGCUGUACGAUCACAGGCUUUGAACUGAUUCAGACUGCAUCUGUGAAUCUUGUAGAAGUCUUGGACAACUGACCUUUCUGCCUUACACACCAAGCUACUUGUUUCUGUGUCAGCUGUGUAUGCAUUUGUCUCUUUUGUCUGGGAUGAACCUCAAUUCCUGCCAUAUGGAAAAACAUUUGUGACUUUUUGCCAAGCGCAAUUAUACAUGGACUUGUAAAUAAAAUUGUAUUGUUAGACUGCACAAGCUAAAAAGUAAGUAAUGUUCUACUAAUAGUGGUCCAUAGGGCCAGACACUUCAACCUUUGAAACUGUCAUAAACGAGUUCCCCGUGUAUGUACGUUGAGUUUAGUUAACACUUUAAUGUAGAUAGUACUUAGCGGUCAGAUAGUUCACACUGGUUGCUGUUAGACUUAUAUCAAGAAAUAUUCUUCCACUACAAGUCUAAUUCCUGUAUUUCUCAGUAUUUUAAGGGAAUAUUUUGAGUUUUUUUUUUUUUUCUUUUUCUGUUCUUAAAUGGAUGUUGUUUUAGAUGUGUCAGUCUCACGGAA
Molecule: messenger RNA, 7771 nt
Organism: Pangasianodon hypophthalmus (striped catfish)
Lineage: Eukaryota; Metazoa; Chordata; Actinopteri; Siluriformes; Pangasiidae
Gene: bmpr1aa
Product: bone morphogenetic protein receptor, type IAa
Exons: 13
Coding region: 5430-7022 (530 amino acids)
Biological process (GO): BMP signaling pathway; dorsal/ventral pattern formation; protein phosphorylation
Cellular component (GO): signaling receptor complex; plasma membrane
Molecular function (GO): SMAD binding; transforming growth factor beta receptor activity, type I; ATP binding
Source: RefSeq, a predicted model, not a curated record